Molecule: messenger RNA, 678 nt
Organism: Didymodactylos carnosus
Lineage: Eukaryota; Metazoa; Rotifera; Eurotatoria; Philodinida; Philodinidae
Source: the annotation of a GenBank genome assembly
AUGACUGUCACGGCCACAGACAGCAUCGUUAAGAAUGAUCGACCCGGACCUGGUAGUUAUCAGCCAGCAAAUACUUUACAACACCAACUGACAAAACCGUCAGAUUCAAAAUUGGGUUCUGGUGGACUUGCCGCAAAAAGUCAUCGGCGUAAUUUUGGCUCAAGUAACAGUGCACCGUCACCUGGCACGUACAAUAUUGCAGGAAAUAUUGGACAACGACACGAUUUUAGUCGGAAAUAUUCUAGUAUGUUUCAAAAACCAAUUGCUGAACGAGUAUCAUCAUCAAAGUCAUCUGUACCAGCGCCCAACCAAUAUGAUGUUUUUCAAGGAUUAAAAACGGUAAAUAAGACAAAUAAUGUCACAGCAACUGCUGCAUUUCGUUCAAAAACAAAACGUGCAAAUGCCACGAUUAAAACUAUGGAUACACCAGCACCGGCAAUCAGUGCUCCUGCUGUGCCUCCGCCUCCUGAGAUACCUUUACCUGGUCCAGGCGCUUACAAUAUUCGCGAUUUCAAAGAUUUAGAAAAGAAAUACAUGAGUUCAGCAGCAUUUGUUUCUAGUACAAGUCGAUGGACGGGUGAUUUAACAAAUGUCGAUCAACCAGGCCCGGGAACAUACUCUCCUCAUGCACCUAAUCGACAGUCAUUUAAUUUUAAUUUUGAGAGAAAAUGGAUGUAG